AGGCCUCGGCUGGUUCGCCCCAGAAGCGCCCCGCCGCCGCCUGUGGCGCAGCUGCUGAGCCCGGGGCGCCUGGAAAGUGCCUGCGAGCGGAAGGCAGUCCUGCCGACGCCCCCGCAGCUGGCGACCGCUCGCCAGAGCCCUGCUCGCCAGGGCGGCCGUCGCCAGCGGCGGAGGCCGCGGCGGCGGCGAGGAGGGCGCUGGAGCAGAGGCGCAUGCGAGUGCUGGAGCGCCGGUUGGCGGCGCUGCUGCCUUCUCUGCCGCGGGCGCGCCUGAGCACGCCGUACGUUCAGGCCCGCCUGGAGGAGUUUCUACAGCGCCCCCCUGGGCGCCUGGAUCGCUACCGCGACCACGUGGAGCGCAUCUGGCGCGCGUACGCACGGGCCACCGCUCCGCGCUUCGCGGAGGCACCGCCAGCCAGCGCCGCGGCCGCGGCCGCCGCGCCCGCCGUCGGCGGGGCCGCGGGGCGGGUUGCAGGCCUCGUGCCAUGCGGCGCGGCCGCGGAGUGCGAGGGCCGCGGCGCCUCUGCCAGCGACCCCGAGGAGGCUGGCCCGGACGCGGUCGAGGUGGACGGCGUGGGCUUCCAGGUGGCGCUGGGUCAGAUCCGCGGCGCGCGCACGCCAGGGGAGGCCGAGGCUGUCCUGCGAGCGCUGCUCACCGCGCGGCCCACGCCCGAGCUGCUUCGGUGCUCCGCCUGGGAGCCGGCGCUGGCCCGCCGCGCGCGCGCGGCCGCCGCGGGCGCCUCGAAUCGCGGGCUGGCGGGGCGGGU
This is a messenger RNA of Prorocentrum cordatum, 766 nucleotides long. The record is from the annotation of a GenBank genome assembly. Lineage: Eukaryota; Dinophyceae; Prorocentrales; Prorocentraceae.